AUGUCGAUUGAUUACCUCCUGCACGAAAGCCCUGUUGGCUAUGCGGUAUUCAAAGUAGUAUUGCAGCCUGACACGAUUGGAAAUCGCCUGGCCGAGGUUCAGAAAGCUGUACAGGAUCUGGACAAGUUUGGAAAGACUGUUGAACUCGUCGGUCUCGCGCCGUUCCAGGGCACUCAGGAUGCGCUGCAGGAAAUCAACGACAUCUCUGAGGGCAUCUUGUCCGACUUCCUUCGCGCGACCCUCGAGACCAACCUGCCCAAGGCGGGAAAGAAGAAGACCAUCACCCUGGGUGUGAGCGAAAAGAAUUUGGCGGCAAGCAUCAAGUCAGCUUUCCCAAACUUCUCCUGCGAGACCAGCGACACCUCCGAGGUUGUCGCUGACCUUCUCCGUGGACUCCGUCAGCACUCCAGCAAGCUCAUCAAGAAGCUCCAGCCUGGUGAUAUUGACAGGUCCAUUCUGGGUCUCGGCCACGCCUAUUCCCGCGCCAAAGUCAAGUUCAGCGUUCAAAAGCAGGACAAUCACAUUAUUCAGGCCAUUGCCACUCUCGACCAGGUCGACAAGGAUCUGAACCAGUUCUGCAUGCGGCUGCGCGAAAACUAUGGAUGGCAUUUCCCAGAACUUUCCAAGAUAGUGUCAAGUAACGAGCAAUACGCUAAGGUCGUUCUCAAGAUUGGCGACAAGUCUCGCCUUACCGACGAUGAUGUCCACGACCUUGCCGCCGUUGUUGAUGACGACGAGGGCGUUGCCCAGGCCAUCAUCAAAGCGGCGCGUACAAGUAUGGGACGUGAUCUGUCUGAGGCGGAUAUGGAGAUUGUCAUGGCUUUCGCUAAGCGUACAUCAUCGCUUGCUGCAUACCGAAAGCACUUGUCCAACUACCUUGGGAGCCGAAUGAACCAAGUGGCGCCCAACCUGUCUGCUCUCAUCGGCGAUACCGUCGGCGCGCGUCUCAUCUCCAAGGCGGGCUCUUUGACCAACUUGUCAAAGUACCCUGCUUCCACUGUGCAGAUUCUGGGUGCUGAAAAGGCUUUGUUCCGAGCGCUGAAGACCAAGGGUAACACGCCCAAGUACGGUCUCAUCUACCACUCUUCCUUCAUUGGUCGGACUGGUGCCAAGUCAAAGGGCAGGAUUUCGCGAUUCUUGGCCAACAAGUGCUCCAUUGCCUCGAGAAUCGACAACUUUUCGGAUACGCCAACAUCCAAGUUUGGCGAGGCGCUCAAGCGCCAGGUGGACGAGAGGAUCGAGUUCUACGCUUCCGGUGCUCCUCCUGCCAAGAAUUCAGCCGUCAUGCAGGCGGCCAUGAACUCUGUAAUGGCUGAUAUUGGCAUUGAGGACCCCACGGCGACAGCCGCCGAGGAUGUGGUCAUGGCUGACGGUAUUACUGCAUCGGCUACGGAGCAAGCUGUUCGCAAAGAGAAGAAGAAGGAGAAGAAGUCGAAGAAGUCGAAGGAUGUGGACGCUGCCGAGGAGGUUUCGGAGAAGAAGUCGAAGAAGGACAAGAAGCGGAAACACGGCGAGGAGGAAGUGGGUGAAAAGAAGAAGAAGAAGAGCAAGGCGUGA
Plenodomus lingam JN3 is the source of this 1557-nucleotide messenger RNA. RefSeq names its product snoRNP complex protein nop56 (gene NOP56). Gene Ontology annotation, molecular function: snoRNA binding. Gene Ontology annotation, cellular component: box C/D methylation guide snoRNP complex; small-subunit processome. The record is from RefSeq and is a predicted model, not a curated record. Lineage: Eukaryota; Fungi; Ascomycota; Dothideomycetes; Pleosporales; Leptosphaeriaceae.